Calypte anna (Anna's hummingbird) is the source of this 2918-nucleotide messenger RNA. RefSeq names its product ectonucleoside triphosphate diphosphohydrolase 6 (gene ENTPD6). Lineage: Eukaryota; Metazoa; Chordata; Aves; Apodiformes; Trochilidae. Gene Ontology annotation, cellular component: membrane; Golgi apparatus. Gene Ontology annotation, biological process: nucleoside diphosphate catabolic process. The transcript has 15 exons. Bases 311 to 1633 code for a protein of 440 amino acids. Gene Ontology annotation, molecular function: GDP phosphatase activity; UDP phosphatase activity. The record is from RefSeq and is a predicted model, not a curated record.
CGCCCGCGGGGCGGGGCAGCGGCGUCGCCAUAGCGGGGCUGGCGGCAGCGGUUCAACCUCCAGAACUGUGUCAACAUACUCCAUAUGUGUCAUGACUGUGAUUUGGUCAACUUCAUUUUUUGGUUUGCUUUCUCCAUUACAAUAUCAAAAGAGAAAAGUUGUAAUGUAAUCUGCACCCCAGAAAUCACCACUGACUUUUUUAAUCGUCAGGAUGAUGCCAUGAUAUAGGAGUGAUGUGGGAACCACCUGUUCUGUGUGAAGGACAAGAAAUAAAAUAUUUCAUAAAGGGAAGAAACAAAACAUCCGAUAAAUGGAAGCCAUGAAGAUAUCGAAGCGGUUCUUUGCUUUUGGGAUUUUGGCAUGCAUAGCUAUUUAUGUUGCAUAUAUAAAAUGGCACUUGGAUUCCAAACCAGUCAUGGGAGCAACUGUUGCUGAAAGCAGGGGAGAGAAACUGAACCGUCAGGCACUGACUGCAGAUCUCUCGGUCUUUUAUGGAAUUAUGUUUGAUGCAGGAAGCACAGGAACUCGCAUCCAUAUUUUUAAAUUUACCCAGCAGCCAAAAGAGACUCCCAGAUUAACCCAUGAGACAUUUAAAGCACUGAAGCCAGGUCUGUCUGCAUAUGCUGAUGAUGUCGAAAAGAGUGGCCAGGGAAUAAAAGAUCUCCUGGAGGUGGCAAAGAAGGAAGUUCCUGUCGAGCUGUGGAAGUUUACUCCUCUGGUCCUGAAAGCCACAGCUGGCCUACGUUUGCUGCCAGGAGAGAAAGCUCAGAAGCUGCUGGAUAAGGUGAAGGAGAUUUUUCAGGCCUCCCCCUUCUUUGUGAGGGACAACUGCGUGUCCAUAAUGAAUGGAACAGAUGAAGGUAUUUCAGCCUGGAUCACAAUAAAUUUUUUAACAGGUAACCUAGAUGAUCCACAGAAGAAAACUGUAGGGAUGCUGGAUUUGGGUGGUGGAUCAACACAGAUCACCUUCCUUCCACGCACCAAGAUGACUCUCCAGCAAUCACCAGUUGGCCACACAACUUCAUUUCAGAUGUUUAACAACACUUACAAGUUAUAUUCAUACAGUUACCUGGGACUCGGGCUGAUGUCAGCAAGGCUCGCCAUUUUAGGAGGAGUUGAGGGAAAACCCUUACGAGAAGGGGAGGAAUUGAUCAGCCCUUGUUUACCACCCGGCUUCAAAUCUGAGUGGCAGCAUGCUGAGAUAGUGUACAAAAUUAAGGGACAGAAGGCAGGUGAGCCUCUGUAUGAGUCUUGUUCUAACAAAGUGGCAAAGAUGCUUUACAAAAAAGUGCAUAAAGCUGAGGAAGUGAAAGACUUGGAUUUUUAUACUUUCUCCUACUACUAUGACUGUGCAGCAGAGGUUGGUCUUAUAGAUAAAGAAAAUGGAGGAAGCUUAACUGUUGCUGACUUUGAAACUGCAGCUAAAUACAUAUGUAAGACCAUGGAAAUCAGCCCUGGAAGUAGCCCCUUUCUCUGCAUGGAUCUCACGUACAUCACCUUCCUCCUGCAAGAGCUGGGCUUCCCAAAGAGCCAAGUCUUUAAGCUUGCCCGGAAAAUUGACAAUGUUGAAACAAGCUGGGCACUGGGAGCCACUUUUCAUUACAUUGACUCACUCAAUAGAAUGCAGUACUAAAGUUCCUUGAAGGUGACUUUCGGGAAGAUUUUUGGGUUUUGGAAGCUAAACACAGGAGAACCUGUUGAGGGGCCUGUUUUUGGCUUCCAGAGUCCUCUGGGAAGUGAUAAACUAGGCACCUUUCCUCCAUCCCCUUGAUCACUAGCUCUUCUUUACUCUGCAGAGUGCAGUAUCUAAAGGGCAAGCCUUGAUUUGACAGCAUCUGGGUUCAACAUGAUGUAAAAUUUGGUAAUUCUUGAAGGAAAACCAGGACUCUGCAGGACAUCUAUGAUCUCUAUGAGAAAAUCCCUUUUGUUUUUGGAAUAUGCCUGUUACAAUGUGCUUAUACUGUGGUGAAGUUGCUGUGGGAAAAGGUCACUCCAGAAGAAAUUCUUUACUGUCCUGAUUUCAGGGUGUUUUUCCUUCUUGUUAGCAGUUCUCAGUGAUUAUUUUUAUUUUACUACUUCUGUGUUUGAAAGUAAACUUCUGCACGUGCGUGCAAAGACAGCACAUUUACACACGUGCUGCUGGCAGGCAGUGGCUUUGGAAUAUACUAUGGGAGUCUCAGCUCUGCUUUCCACUUGCUGAAGCAGGAAAGCUCAGGAGCAGUUUGGAAACCAUAUGGACUUACAGGCAUGACUCAGAGCCUCUGUACCCUGUAGGGUUAAAGCCUACAGCCUAAUGUUGGUUCCCUGGCUGUUGAGAUGGGUGGUGGAAGACAACAUCAGAUUUGAUGGAUGAACAAGACCUGGGAGCUGGGUACAGGGCUAAUGAUAGAUUUGGCAGUUCUGGAGUUGGUCAGGGCAAGACUGAUGAACAAGAGGCAGCCACAGAAAUAAACACCAAGUAGGGUUGUUGGACCUCACAGACAUUUGUGCCUCUGCAAGGUUGAUGCAGGGCCUGGGAUGAAAGUAUUUACAUUGUUAUUUGGGUGCUGCUGCCUGCAGACACACCUCGCUGUGAUAAGUGAAUGUAUUGUGGUUGCACUGAGCCCUGGCAGGGUACCUGCAACAUUCCACUCAGAUCUUGGAAGCAAUGGAAGCUGAAGUGGACAUGCUGUGCUAUUUGUAAUCUAACUGUGGAAUUGUGUUGUAUUUGUAUGGAUGUUUAGAGCAGACCUGAGUGGUCUUUUGGGAGUGCUAAAGAGCCCAGUCUACCUGCGAGCCAGCAGUGUGUGCACCAGCUCGUGGGCUCAUGGCCACAAGACUACUCCUUGGGGCAGUGUGACAUGGUGUGGCAGUCUGCACAUGAGUGUACAGGGGACACUGAACCCCACUGUACCGGCAAUAAAACCCCCAAUUUAAAA